AUGGCCGAGCCCUCCGCCUGUUGCGACCGCGUCGCCAUCAACGUCUCCGGUCGCCGCUUCGAGACCCUGCUCCGGACCCUGCUCCGGUUCCCGGACACGUUACUGGGUGACCCUCGACGCCGGCGCCGGUUCUUCGACCCCCGACGCCGCGAGUACUUCUUCGACCGCCAUUCUGGAGCCUUCGGGGCCGUCCUACACUAUUACCAGUCCGGGGGUCGGCUCCGGCGCCCUCCGGAUGUCCCAUUGGACGUGUUCCUGGAGGAGCUGCGGUUCUAUGGGCUCGGGGAGGAGGCCGAGGGGAGGUUACGUGAGGCCGAAGGCUUCGCGGCUCCGGCGCCCGCGGCGCUGCCCCGGGGCCGGCUCCGGCGCCGCGCGUGGCUCCUGUGUGAGCACCCCGAGAGCUCGGCCGGGGCGCGGGUGGUGGCGCUGGUGUCGGUGGUUGUCAUCCUGGUGUCCAUCGUGGUGUUCUGUCUGGAGACCAUGCCGCAGUUCAGGGGUACGGCGCAUGGGGAGGCGCAGCCUUCAUCCACCCUUUUCUCUGCCUCCUCCUCCUCUUUAUCUCCAUCAACUUCCUCUUCCUUCUCGGACCCCUUCUUCCUGGUGGAGACCGUUGCAUCUGCUGGUUUCAGCCUGGAGCUGCUGGUGCGCCUGGCGGCCAGCCCCAGCAAAGCCGCCUUCUUCCGCAGCGCCAUGAACCUCAUCGACCUCUUGGCCAUCGCGCCCUACUUCGUGGCGCUGGGCACGGAGCUGGCGCGCCGCGGGGGGCUGGCGCAACCCGCCAUGGCGCUGGCGGUGGUGCGCGUGGUGCGCCUGGUGCGCGUCUUCCGCGUCUUCAAGCUGUCGCGCCACUCGACGGGGCUGCAGAUCCUGGGCCAGACGCUCAAGGCCAGCAUGCGGGAGCUGGGGCUGCUCAUCUUCUUCCUCCUCAUCGGCGUCGUGCUCUUCGCCAGCGCCGUCUACUUCGCCGAGGCCGAGGACGCCGCCACCGCCUUCACCUCCAUCCCGCAGGCCUUCUGGUGGGCUGUGGUCACCAUGACCACCGUGGGCUACGGGGACAUGGCGCCGGUGACGGUGGGAGGCCGCCUGGUGGGGUCUCUUUGCGCCAUCGCUGGUGUUCUCACCAUCUCCUUGCCCGUCCCUGUCAUCGUCUCCAACUUCAGUUACUUCUAUAGGAGGGAGCUCCAUGGGGAGGACAAUGGGGACUUCAGGCCGGCGUCGCCCUGCCCCCGACACCCACCCCCACCAGAGGAGGGGGGGGAGGGGAAGGGGGAGGGGGGAGGGGGGGAGAUGGAUGGGGAGGCGGUGGGGGGGGGGGCGAGGGGGUGGGGGGGGAGGUUGGUGACGGAGGUGUGA
This is a messenger RNA of Melopsittacus undulatus (budgerigar), 1353 nucleotides long. It is a transcript of the gene KCNA7, whose product is annotated as potassium voltage-gated channel subfamily A member 7. Lineage: Eukaryota; Metazoa; Chordata; Aves; Psittaciformes; Psittaculidae. The record is from RefSeq and is a predicted model, not a curated record. The transcript has 3 exons. The coding region runs from base 1 to 1353 and encodes 450 amino acids. Gene Ontology annotation, molecular function: protein binding; delayed rectifier potassium channel activity. Gene Ontology annotation, cellular component: voltage-gated potassium channel complex; membrane. Gene Ontology annotation, biological process: protein homooligomerization; potassium ion transmembrane transport.